AUGCCACCUCAAAUCAAGCAGGACCUGAACAGAUCAGGUUGGGAGACGACCGAUCUGCCAUCCUGCUGCGAGCGAUGCCUAGGAGACAACCCAUUUACUCAGAUGCUCAAAGAGGACUAUGGUGAAGCCUGCAAGCUCUGCACACGACCUUUCACUGUCUUCAAAUGGAAAGCCGACCGAACAUCACGACAAAAGCGAACCGGUAUCUGCUUGACUUGCGCGCGACUCAAGAACUGCUGUCAGUGCUGUAUGCUAGAUCUGGCCUUUGGACUGCCUAUCACGAUUCGAGAUGCUGCGUUGAAGAUGGUUGCGCCGGGACCGCAGAGUGAGGUGAACCGAGAAUACUUCGCACAGAACAAUGAGCGCGAGAUUGAAGAGGGCAGAGGACUCGAAGGAUACGAAAAAACAGACGAGAAGGCACGCGAUCUGCUACGGAGACUCGCCAGUUCAGAACCAUACUACAAGAAACAAAGACGGCUAGAAGCUGAAGCGGAGUCGGAAGGUGGACAGAAGCUGCUUGAAGGUGGUUCAAGUGCAGAAGGUGGACACAAACCAGGACCUAUCAGAACAGCAGACUCGCGACCAAAGUCACAAUAUGGCUCAGCAUACGGCCCUCCAUCUCGAGGCGGAGCAGCACCAAGAGGCGGCAGAGGAGGUGCACGAGGUGGCCGAGGCUUCCCAGGAGGAGCAGCAUUACCGAUCAAGCCGGAAGAUAUCGCUCCACCUAGGGACACCAACAUCACAUCGCUAUUCGUCACUGGAGUCGAGGACGACAUGCCAGAACACGAAAUCCGGUCCCACUUCCAGCAGUACGGUGCACUCCGAUCGCUCGUCUGCAGCCAUCGAUCACAUUGCGCAUUUGUAAACUACAUGGAACGAGAAGGCGCAGAGGCUGCAGCGGCAGCAUGUCAGGGAAGAGCAGUGGUGAAGGGCGUACCGUUGAGAGUGCAGUGGGGCAAGCCGAAGCCAUUGGACAAUAUGGAUCGCGAUCAGAGGAUGGAGAAUGCUAGAGCUGGCAGGGCCGUGGAGAGCCGGCAGAAGGCGAUAGCAGGACCGGCUGGUCAGAAGGCUAUUGCUGGUGGAUCUGCGCAGGUGGAGGAUCUGGAUAGUCUUGCUGCUGUUGCUCCGCCGCCUGGUCAGGGUGAGGUGGAGUAUGCGGCGAUGGCGGGGGAGUAG
Messenger RNA from Fulvia fulva, 1176 nucleotides. Its product is annotated as Pre-mRNA-splicing factor slt11. Bases 1 to 1176 code for a protein of 391 amino acids. Gene Ontology annotation, molecular function: pre-mRNA binding; U6 snRNA binding. NCBI's taxonomy places the organism in Eukaryota, Fungi, Ascomycota, Dothideomycetes, Mycosphaerellales, Mycosphaerellaceae. The record is from RefSeq and is a predicted model, not a curated record. The transcript has a single exon. Gene Ontology annotation, cellular component: U2-type catalytic step 1 spliceosome; Prp19 complex; U2-type catalytic step 2 spliceosome.